Molecule: messenger RNA, 2540 nt
Organism: Styela clava
Lineage: Eukaryota; Metazoa; Chordata; Ascidiacea; Stolidobranchia; Styelidae
Source: RefSeq, a predicted model, not a curated record
CCAUAUGGACUGGUGAUAUAAAUAUUCCUCAGCACCUUAUCGUCUACUAUGGUCUGGUUGUUCCGAAGAAGAAGGGGUCGUAUAAAAGAUAAAAGCAGUGUUUGUUUACUUUAAACUUUACUUAAAGAGAUUUUUCCAAGAAAGCGGCUGUCUUCUCAUCUGAAAGAAUAUUAGUUUCUGCAUGCUGUAGUUUUAAAUACAAUGAAAUCAACAAAUAUGACAAACUACAAUGCCGUUACUCCAGUAAACCAUUUUUCGGUUGGCAAUUCAUCCUCGCAUAUCGAACCGUACCAACGUCCGUUUGAUGAUUUAGGAAUCCAGUUGUCUGGAGUCAUCAUAUUCACUUUUUUAAUCAUUGGAAUAGCACUAAAUUUAUUGACAAUUCUUGUGAUAUGCAAAUACAAAAAGCUAAGAAAUUUGUUCGUGUAUUUCAUAUUUUCUCUCUGUGUUUCUGACUUGAUAUCUGCAAUCAUCAGUUCCUUGUUUUGGUAUCGACGAACUCUAGGAUUUGAUUUGUGGGAGAUUCCAGAUUUUUUCUGUAAGUUUUUUUGGGCUGCAGAUAUAACGACUACUUUUUCUACUGCUCUUCAUAUCAUGGCAUUUGCUGUUCUUCGCUGGAUCUGGCUGAAUUUCCCAACUAAAAAAAUAAAAACGCGUACAGCACUGAUUAUCAUUUCCUUGAUAUGGUUCUUGUGCAUCACCUGUGGAUUUGUGCCGUAUGCGAUCUUCUGCGGGUCUCGAAUACGUGAUCGAUACGGCAAGACAAUGGAUGCAAGAUGGCCAGCCUGUACUUUAAAUCCAGAAUGGAUCGAGGAGUAUUUGUUGUUUCAAAGAAUUGCUUUCCCGAUUUUCCUAUAUGUGCCUCUCGGAGUGAUUGUUAUUGUUUCUGUUAUUAUUGUCGUCCAACUGCGGGCAUCGAUACAAUCUGGAAUAGGAGACGCUCUAGGUAGCACAGCUCGAAUGAAUAGGAGGAGGCAGAUCAUGCUGGCCGUUUUGCAGUUAAUGUUGAUUGUGAUAUCGUUCCUAAUCGGAUAUGUUCCAUUCACAGCUUACGAAUUUUGGAGUUUGCAACAUCACCCAAAUACUCGUUAUCACCGAGUUUUCGAUUACUGGUUCGGAUUGUCUGAGUAUCUUUGUAUUAGAUUUUCGGAAUGCCUAAAUCCUAUCUUUUACAAUAUUGGUUCGAGUAAAAUGAGAAAAUGUACUAUCAGGUAUAUCAAAGAAAAAUUCGGAGUGAAUGAGCCCCAAAUUGGAAACACGUGGAUCACUACAAACAACGCAUCAAGAAGGCAGCUUUCUCGAAUAAAUAACAAUUCAAGACAUUUUUUCUGGGCUGCAGAUAUACCAACUACUUUUUCGACUGCGCUUCAUAUCAUGACGUUUGCUGUACUUCGCUGGAUCUGGCUGAAAUUCCCAUUUAAAAAAAUAAAAACGCGUACAGCACUGCCAGUUUUUGGUGGUGAUAAAAAAUUGAUAACAAAAUUGAAGUCUAAAGUCAAUAACUUAAAAGUUGACUUUGUUUUGGCAUCCAGGAUCGAGGAAUAUUUGUUGUAUCAAAGAAUUGCUUUUCCGAUUUUCCUAUAUGUGCCUCUCGGUGUGAUUGUUGUUGAUUCUGUUAUUAUUAUCGUCCAACUGCGGACAUUGAUACAAUCUGAAAUAGAAGACUCUCUCGGUAGCACUGCUCGAAUGAAGAGGAGAAGACAGACCAUGCAGGCAGUAUUGCAGUUAAUGUUGAUUGUGAUAUCGUUCCUGAUCGGAUAUGUCCCAUUUACAGCUUACGAAUUUUGGAGUUUGCAACAUCACCCAAAUACUCGUUAUCACCGAGUUUUCGAUUACUGGUUCGGAAUGUCUGAGUAUCUUUGUAUUAGAUUUUCGGAAUGCCUGAAUCCUAUCUUUUACAAUAUUGGCUCGAGUAAAAUGAGAAAAUGCACCAUCAUGUAUAUCAAAGAAAAAUUUGGAGUGAGUGAGCCCCAAAAUGCAAACAGAUAGAUCACUAUAAACAACGCAUCCAGAUAAGAUCUUUCUCAAAAAAAUACCGAUUUAAGGCAUGCAUGAUGCUAGAAAUAAUAUAUAUUUGUGAAGAAACAUUUAUGAUCCAAAGGAUGAUGUUCCUCGUCAAGCCAAUAUGGAUAAUGAGAAUUAUAAUUUUUUGCCCAGUAUUACUUUUACUAGAGAUUGGAGGAGAAUGAGGCCAAAUUCAAGAUAUUAUAGUGAUUUUGUGAAGUGAAUAUUGCAUUUUGUAGAUUAGUUGAUUACUGACUACUUGUUGUAAAUGAGAUGUGAACAUUCCGAUUGGCAUUGCUACAAUGUGCAUUAGUGUUGUGUUUUUGUUUGUAGAUAUUGAUACUAUUUCUUUAAAAAGGGGGCAUGUAGCAUUAAAUUUAUGACGUCAUAUUGAGGAUUUCAUUUAUGUCGCUCGAUGUCACUGUUGAGCUCACUCUCUUGCUGUACUCAGUGUACUGCAUGCUGCUUAGCGUUAUACCCUUAAUAAAUUAGACUCUAAUAAUUGGAGCAUCCUGCAAAGUUGUAGCAAUUGAAUU